AUGGCCGCCAACUGCAGGAAAUCGGAUACACGGCCAAAAGCUACCCAGGACUCAGAAUUUCAUGCAGGCCACCAGGUUCCACAAAAUAAAAUCUCUAAAUUCCUAUCAUCCGUUCAUAAUCACACACUGGUCCACGCUGAGAGGCUCUUGAAUCUCGAACAUGGAGAAUCUGCUAAUCCAAAUAAGGCUGAAGGCCCCCGAUUGCCAUCUAAACGGGCUCCCAAACAUGCUUAUGAUGCGCUAGAUUCCGCCAACCCCACAUCAAGGCUCAAGCGACAGUUAUCUGAAUGUUCGAAAGCUAGGAGACCUCUAGAUGCAACGCCCCUUGGACGCACAGAAAGCUAUGAGGAAGCCAAGCUGAAUCUCCAGAGAUUAGCAUCCAGUCACUCGUCGAAUAAUUUCCAUCCAAGAGCUUUCACCUCCAAAAGGGCCACAGCUUCUUUACCUUGUGUGACCCACCUGGUCCCGAGAAGCAUCUUAACUGAAAGCCUUCCGCAGAAACCAGCUGAGAAUUAUUUGUUCAAAGCUCUCCCAAGGCCACCAACUGAGGGACAAGUUAUCCAAUCAGGUUGGACAACUGACUUGGGCCGGUCAUCGUCGGCCCCUACACGAGUACGAUUCGCCGACCCUAUGGUCCAUUACAGCCCCACUCCGUCCGCGCCUGAAUCUUGCCAGUUUUCUCCACUUGAGCCCUUCAAGCAUACUCCCACAAGGCAGAAAACCGAGCCCACAGUCCCUAAAAGCUGCAUCAAGUCCACGGGCAAACCUCACUUUGCGCGAGGAAACCACUCUCAUUCCGCGGUGUAUACCCAUAGCUUGCCGCCCUUAAUGCUUUGCGAUUCCCCACUACAAGAAGAAUUCUGCGCAAGCAUCAGUUUUAUGGCUGAUUUGAUUUUUCCCAAGGAACUUGAUCACCAAGAUGGCAACGAACCUUCGGGAGGUGGCGGGGCUGGCCGCGCCGAACGCACGAGUUUGAACGCCGGUCCAUCGUCCAUCAGUAGCAACGUUGGGAAAGAAGUUCACUCAAGAUCUACUAUUGGCCAUAAACUUGAUCUCAGUAAACCCAGGGAAUUGCAGGAAAGCAGCAGAAAGAAACCAAGUGACCCAGCUCGUAGCGCAUUGCCUGUCCCCACAGCAUUGUCUAAAUCACCACCCGCGCCUUCCACAUCCUCAAUCCAAGACUCUCAUUCUCAUCAACCAAAGCAAGAGAAGCUGCUGAGUGUACCACCCCGUCAACUGGAGAAGGACUGCAGCCAAUACGCAAACGACUAUCGUGAAAAAACAACCCCGAAAUUCUCCAUGUCACCCAAAAUCAAAAGAGUCGAGGUGACCACGAAUCUACAAGGUACGGCUGUCCAACUCCAACAGGGAAAGAAAAUCGGGAAGGUAGUAACGGGAGAAAGCUCGCGUCACCAGGGGUCAAAGGGCUUGGUGCCGAAUUCACCGAGCCAGCCACCAGGAAAUCGAAAGUUGGACGCCAUCGCCGACUUGCCAAGCCCGAUUGUUGAUGAUGAACACCGGUCGGCAGUGAUGCUUCAAGUUCAGGUAGAGGAAACCACAAACUUAGGCAAGAGAUCUUUCAGAGAAAGGACAGACAGGAGCCCGACCGUUUCGCCUCGGCUAGCUUCACCUUUAACGUUGCCGCCCCGAGAAUCGAGAAAGGAGUCGAUUAUCUGUUCUGAUUCACCGCCUCACCAAGGCCAUUCGUCACCCAAACGUUUGAAGGUUCUUCGAAGUCGUCGAUCCAGCUCGGCAAAGAUCAGUCCUCGUCUCGACUCCAAGGUUCUAAUCUUGGAGACUGAAGUAUCUCCAGAAGAUACAAACGCAGAGGCUCAACUCUCAAGCUCACCCUCCAUAUCCUCUGAAGCUCCAAGUACCUCUAGUCGCAUCGAAUUUUCACCCGUACCUUCCCCGCAAGCUCAAGUUGCGACAACACUAGAUUCAUGGAAUGAUCAUGCUCUGGAUGAUUUUGAUGAUGCUUGCAAUCAGAAUCACCAACCGGAAGCAAGAAGCCCAUGUGCGAUAGACGGUCGCGAUGAGCCGAGUCCAUGUAAAACUCCAUUCCAAUGCGUAAUUGUCUCCGAACCCGAAGUGUUACUUCCAAGAGCUUUAGGAGACUUUAACUGUGAAGCCAAGACUCCCCUCGAAAUUGAAUCUGUAAGAUUUCUCGACCGGCCAAAUAAUCAAUCAGAACCUGAGCCGGUUCCUCGCGAGUUAUUGGGAAUUUUUGGCGAGGAAAAAGAAGAUCGGGUAGUGGAGAGGCCUGAAGAAACGGAGACCCCAGGGACAAGACGAGAACAAGAUAUUAUCGAAGCCGGUACCGAUCAAUCGAAAGCCUCCGCCACGAUCAGACCUCAAUGUUUCUGCAAAUGCUCCAAAAGAUGGGAAAAUUGGAAUUUAUAUCUAAGGGAUAAGGAGGAGGAGCCAAUGAAGUGCUACUCGCAAAGCUCGGCCUCUAGUGCCGGCCGGUCUUCGAUUUCAAUUCAUACUGAUAACUCGUUCCUGUGGGACUCAGCUCCCCAGAUUGCUAUUAUCAAGCCAGAUGAUUGUCUUUUUUCCGAACUGAAAUCCCCGCCGAUUUAUUCCGAAGGGCUGAGAUAUUCAGCAAUUGUGACGGCCGAGGACGCUGAUGGUCAAUACGUCGGGAAAACAAUAGGGAUUGAAAAUGAACGGAAAUUCAGGUUGGAUGUCGAGGACCCUCAUGAAGCAGCCCAAGUUGCACGCUAUGACAAUCUGCCCUCUGAAGAUCAAAACCAAGUGCAUAUAUCCAGUCAGGAGCUCCGGGACGGCCAGCCUCAGGACCAAUCAACUAGUUCGAAUUUGACUACAAUAAUUGUGAAACCGCCAGUUGUGAAGAAGCGUUCCUUGGCAUACCAACGAAUAGAAACGCACGAUAUACCAAAAACACCAAGCAUACACCGACGCAGGCGUGACAAUCAUACAGGUACAGCCAGCGGGAAGGGAUCUGACGCUCGAACUCGUUUGUCCUCUCCGGAAAUCUCGAGCUCAUUGGCAUUGAAGGCAGCCAAAACCACGUCCGUAUCUCCAACCAGUCCAUUUGAACUGAUCAAAGGAGACCGCACUAUUGUAACGAAGUUCGAGCUCUCAAUUUUGAGGUUUCCUCAGAUCCUAUAUCGCAUACUCGUUCAAUUGGAUUAUCAGGACUUUUUCAGGCUCAAUCAAGUUUCCCGUGUCUUGAGAAUGGGCUUCGGUCGUGAAGAAGUAAAAGAGACGGUCCUCAAAGUCUUCCUGAGUGAUCUCGGAUACUGCGAUUCUCUACCACCCGACUUCCAAACCUAUAUUAUUCGCCGCCGAUUUCGAAGCCCAAGUCCGAUGGCUGAGCUGAAUAGGGAAGAUCUUGCUCCAGGAGCUAAGUCCCUGUCAAAACCUUCGUUACGUACCGAUAUAAAUUCCACCAACUUGGCAGGGGGAGCCAUGUCUGAAUUGUUACCAAGAAAGAGAAAGAUGGACUCCUCAAACCCGCUUGAUAUCGAUCUAAAAGAGCUUCACGCUUUUCAUUAUUUUCGACAGCCGGGACAGAAGGGCUUUUUUGACUUGGCUAAUCAACCUACCAGCCAUCGACUGCUGAACAAUCUAUCGAUCACUCAAGCCUACUGCAGUCUUCACAAUAAACUUGUAAUUCGAGCUCGAUUACAAUUCGAAGAUUCAUCCAACUCAGUUCACCAAUUCCGUGACAGGGGAUUUCAUUCCGAAAUUUUCUCCCCCGGCAGAGUAGUCGUGUUUCGAUUGUGGAUGCCAAGUGUAAAGAAGUCUAUGUCGAAGGCCGACUUGCUGAAAUGCGAGGUUGAAAUGUUGAGGUCGGGACUUAAUCCUUUCGUUAGAAAAGGCGAUAUAUUUUGGAAUGCCGCUUUGGGCAGUUCUGACAAUGUCGGUCGACUCAUUUACGAUGGUCAGCAUCUCCAGGAGCUACAAGAUUUGUGGGACCCAGUUGGACAUCUUCCAGACUGGCUCAACAUGUUUCUUUUUCCUCCAUCAUUUUAUCACCAUACGAUCAAGUCCUCAAAUUUGAAUCCAAUAUUUUACCUCGACUUGACCGACUUCAAGGAACAACUGAUCAGCAGCUUGAGCUUAGUUGAAUCUCACGAAUCUCUUGAGACCUCCCAGGAUCCAAGCCAGCAGGGAAUGCUCAAUUACCUUGGUUUGGUCGAAAUCCGAGCUGGAAUGAAGACAGGCGUGAUAGAAGGAAUCGAAUGUUUUCGAGAUACUAGUGACAGCUACAUGCUGCAAGAAUUUAUCCAUCCCGAUUGGGUUGGCAAGUUAAUGAUUGAGAUCCAAGUCAGUUCGAUAGAAAGACUUCAACAGCUCUUCUCCAAGUUUGAUAAGGCCAAGCUCGAAGAUUUGCUGAACAUGGGCGUUGAUCAGUCCUGCUCUUCUAAUCAAACUCGCGAUCGAGCGCUUUCUCAUUUGAAAUCCGCCCAACUCUCUCCAUGGAGAAUCAUUCGCCAAAAAAGCUCUCCAGGUAUGGUCUGGAUCAGAAGGGACUCGGAGAAGACUUUCGGUUUUGAAAAUUCGGCGUCGUACUCGCCGUCGGUCAUAUUCAAACGACCUUCGGCCCCGUUGCUUCACUCAGGCGUGAUCAGCGGCAGGUGA
This is a messenger RNA of Puccinia triticina, 4611 nucleotides long. RefSeq lists its product as uncharacterized. The coding region runs from base 1 to 4611 and encodes 1536 amino acids. The transcript is spliced from 7 exons. Lineage: Eukaryota; Fungi; Basidiomycota; Pucciniomycetes; Pucciniales; Pucciniaceae. The record is from RefSeq and is a predicted model, not a curated record.